AAUAUGCCCUCAAUUUCAUAAUCUUCUUCAUCUUCUUCCUCCAGUUCACUCUCCGACCUUCUCAAUCAGUUUUUGACGACCGAUUUACAGUCAUUUUUCAUUAACUCUUCAUCCAGGCCUACGGUAUCCUCCUCGUCGCUUGCAACUGCCGCCGUGAACAUCGCCGCCUCCAUCUGCUUCUUGAUUCUAGCCUGCAUCGUUAGCCUCUCCUUCGCUUCAGCUACACAAAAGACUCUCGACUGCAAAAAAGGGUUGCUCAAUAAUCAAUUAAGGAGACUAAAAUGGAAGAUGUGAUUACAGCCCCUGCCCCGCCUUCACGGUUCUUUCUAGAUGAUCUGAACAACUUUGCUUCUCCAUCACCACCCCUUCCGUCGCCAUUUCUAUUGUUCUCUUCGCCCACUGACCUUCAGACCCCACUUCGCCCUCCCCUCCUCAUCAUCGCUGUCUCAUCACCAUCCCUUCAGAUAUUUUUCAAUCUCUCUAAGAAGACCCAUAUCGGAACUCUUAUCCUUCCUGAAAUACCCUUCUCUGGAAACUCCAUAGAACCUUCUCUUGGAGAUAAAUCCUGCAAUAUUUAUUCCAUGGAUGAAAUCAUGAUAGUAACCGUUCAAUAUUCAGUUGCAGCAGAGAGAUCGCACGCAGUUGCGAAGCUGUUAAUUGGCGGCGGGCAGAUUGUUCCGGAAAGGGUGUUGAUUUUGGACACAGUCCAGAACAAGAAUUACCGCGGAAAGCUUUCCCCAGAUGAGAGUAUUGCUUUUAAGUUGGAAACUUCUGUUGAGAGGAAGAGGAUUAACGAUGAACAAGCCAUUGUCAAAGGAAUAGGAGGAUAUUUCCCUUCUGGAAGUGUUUUAGAUGGUUUGGCGGCUGCUCUUAUUGGUAGGUGUGAGGUUAAGAAGAUAAAAGGCGCGCUCUUUGUUUCAUGGCCGGAGACUGGUCGGCCUGUGCUGUCUUUACUCAAGACUCUACUGACGGAUGUCUUGCCUAGCUCGCGACAGAAGGAAAUUGGUAUCGCGAUUGAGGAACUGACUGAACAAGCUGGUCGGGUUAAAAGGAAUCGCCUUGAUUCAGAGCUUUAUACUUAGACUGACUGACUUGUUUCAGAGAUUUCUAUUAUUGCCCGUCUUUCCUUGCUUGUUUUUGAGAGAUUUUGAUCCUGUUUAUGAUGCUUUAAACUUUGUCAACUUAGGCUGCUGAACUUUAUAAUACAGAAAUAGGAGUAUAAAUGGUAGCAUUUUAUGCUUCUGUUUAUUUCU
Messenger RNA from Impatiens glandulifera, 1253 nucleotides. RefSeq lists its product as uncharacterized. The record is from RefSeq and is a predicted model, not a curated record. The coding region runs from base 282 to 1082 and encodes 266 amino acids. The transcript has 2 exons. NCBI's taxonomy places the organism in Eukaryota, Viridiplantae, Streptophyta, Magnoliopsida, Ericales, Balsaminaceae.